This is a messenger RNA of Bombus impatiens (common eastern bumble bee), 1367 nucleotides long. RefSeq lists its product as uncharacterized. The record is from RefSeq and is a predicted model, not a curated record. NCBI's taxonomy places the organism in Eukaryota, Metazoa, Arthropoda, Insecta, Hymenoptera, Apidae.
UUCCCAUAUCGGAGCACCAUAUUUUAACGUCGACGAAAUUUUUAACACUAUCAUAUCAGGAAAACAAGGAAUCAUAAAUUCACAAAUUAUAGAACCUAAACAAUUCUUAACAACACUCAACCAAAUAACAAAACAAAACAUUAUGAGUAACCAUAUCGAACCUUCAGUUGAAAACUUUCAACUAAUUCUAGAUCUAAGUAAAUUAAAAUUAUGGACAAAUGAUAACAAACUUAUAUAUACGAUAACUGUGCCACUUUUAGAAGAUAACGAGUGGAAAAUUUAUCCGAUACCUUUCAAGCAAAACUCUGUAUUUAUCAUACCUAUAGUAGAAACUGACUUAAUACUGACCAACUCGGAACAAUACACCUUUGUCCAUAGCCACUACUUAAAUAAAUAUUGUAAACGAACGGCAAUCGUCCACAUUUGUAAGAGAACUCAAACAAGCCACAAUAGAAUCAAUUCACCUGAAUGUAGAAUCGAAUUAAUUAAUAAUCAACAGAUAGUAAAAACUUGCCCAACGGCCGUAUUCAAGUUGAAAGAAUUGACGUUCGUACCCUUACAGACUGAAAAUCAUUAUAUCAUUAUCCCUAUGAAAAAUGUGCAGAUCGACGUAUUAUGUAAAACACAUAAAAUCUUAGAAAUCGAACAACCGAGUUUAAUUAGCAGCAAAACCGGAUGUAUAAUCACACGGGAGUUCAAUAUUAUGAAAAUAGGAGAAAUACAUAAAAAUAUUUCUUACGAAAUCAAAAUUAAAAAUAGUUCACACAGUUUCAAAGAAAUAGACAUUCCAACGCUAGAAGAAAUAUUAGAAACCGCUCCAAAAGUAACUCACAAUUUUAAUCAAUGUAAAGCCAACCUCGAUACGUUACAGACACAAGUCAAUAGCUUACAAUUUGAACGGCGUAUAAACUCACUCAGAGAAUAUGGCACAUCAACAUUACAAAUAUUAGGACACAUAGCCCUAGGACUAGGAACAGUAUAUAUAUUAUAUAAAUGUAAACUUUUCGAAUGUCUAAGUCGAGUAAUUCCUAAAAAUCCCACGGGACCGUCACUUUCCAAAACAUUACAGGAAAUGAAGAUAACGGAAUCAUUCAAAACAGACGAUCCACCAGAGCCAUACGCAACGGAGCAAAGCGAAUCUAAGAAGGGGGAAUAUCACACGCUCAAGGAGGGCCAUCCGCUCAGAAGCAGUGAUCAAAUAGCCCAAACAUCCUGCAAGCUACUACUAUCGAAACAAUAACUAAAUGUUAACUGAAUAGCCGCCUCUGAUAUACAUCCGACGAUAACCCCUCCAAAGGGAUUAAAACCUCCAUAUAAAAACCCUCCUAAAUAAGCGCUCACACAUUAUUCUGUUGUAACAGUUUGAA